AUAGUUUAAAAACUCUGAUAUAAAUAUACCAUUCCUUCUAAUACAGCUGUUUGAAAAGCUUGAAAGUGGUAUGGACAUCAACCAGAUGCUAAUGGGAAAUCCAGUCCAUUUUGAAUCAGCCAUUCCGACUUCGAUUGGAAUUCCUGUUAUAACAAACAUAGAUGUCUCAUUUCUGGCGCACAUUACUGCUGAUGUAAUGGUGGAAAUUAAGAAACUUUAUUACACUGGACGAGGCUCCGUAAAAUCAAACCUAUUAAGUCCAAUGGUGCAUACAAGAAUUUCAUUGGAACGUAGAAUAGAAUUUCCACGUAGCACUUCAUGUGGAUCAGCUUUACAUCUCAAACUAUUUUCAAACACGACUUUUGUUGGGUUGUCGGAGAUAAAUUUUAAACCAAGAGAAAUUAGGAUAAAGAGCACAUUUCCCAAAACAAUCAUUAAAGCAAGGGUGUUUCCUUCCCCAUCUAAGUGGGCAACCAAUGUAACAGAUGGAAGUACAAGAAGAUGUGUUUAUUCCACCAUAUUCAACGAUUUUGGUGUUUAUGCCAGGAGAUGCAGCAAAUCCUUACUAAACAUUGAGUAUCUUUUCAAAUCCCAUUCAUUGAGAAAACAAGACAUGACAAUAAAGUGGGGGCCGAUGAUGACAGAAGUUAACAACCAAUUGUUACCUUCAAUGGGUGUUCAUGUAACGGAAAACGGACCGCUAUCUACAUUCAGUCUGAACUACAUUCCUGCUUUGCAUGAAGUUAGAUUUGAGAAAAAAAGAGGCACUGACAGAGUUUGGUUGAUGAAUUGUAAUCUGCUUGUUAACAUGAACAGCAGAACUGCAAAACUUGAAAGUUUAUUUUCAAGCUGCAACAGAACUACUGGGAUGGUACCAACUACGCAGCUGACUUUGUUUUUUAAAAGAACUAAGGAACAAGAAACUUUUCAGCAAGUAAUGGCACAG
Messenger RNA from Ciona intestinalis (vase tunicate), 946 nucleotides. NCBI's taxonomy places the organism in Eukaryota, Metazoa, Chordata, Ascidiacea, Phlebobranchia, Cionidae. The record is from RefSeq and is a predicted model, not a curated record.